ACGCUUGCCCUUUCUCAAAAUAGAUGCAACUUCCACGCAAACAACUCCAUUAGAGUAUAUAUACAUAUUUUAAAACUCAAAUUAUCAACUAAUCGAUCAUGAAAGUAGGUUUUGUGGCAGUGGCAGUUCCCUCUGUUUGUGCAACGUUGCAGCAGGGGAAAAUCAGAAGCAGAGGGUUUCAAUUAUUCAAGAGAAAUAUACGAGUGUUGACUCCAUUCCAUGAAUAUGAAACAAAAUACUAUAAUCCCAUUAAGGCUCAUCAACAGAGUUACGAUUCACAAAUCACCAUUUUAGCUGACAUGCCCCUCUUUGAAUCCCCCCAUGCAUCUUUCGAUAGGUACAUGGAGGACAAACCAAGAGUUUUGAAAGCUAUUUCCCCUGAUAACAGAGGAACCCAACGUAUAAACGAGGAAGAAUGGAGAAUUCGAAUGGAACCAAUAGGUUUCUUGUUCCUCACAGCGUGGCCAGUUGUUAACAUGAGACUUAGAUGCAAAACUAACGGAAAAGAAUACCCUCCUGGCGUUCCAAACCAUACUUCUAUGGUUCUUGAGUUCAAAAUUACAAAAUGGGAUCUAGAAGGAGUAACAGAGGGAAAAAACAAGCCAUCAGAAUUCCGUCUUAGCAUGGAAGGUGUACUUUACCCAGAUAGAAGAAUUAGCAGGAUCAAAGGUCGUUUACACAUGAGCAUUAGCUUCGCUCCACCUCCCAUGCUUGCGUUGGUCCCUCCACAUGUUCACAAAGAUGUCACGCAAGCGGUCAUGAAGAAUAUGGCGGAGAGUAUGCAACAUAAAGUAAGAAAUAAUUUGCUCGCUGAUUAUGCUAAAUUCAAGAAGGAAAAUCCCCAGCCAUAACUGUAAGAGUAACUUCCCAAUUAAGCAAAAAUCAGAACAACUCUUCUUUUUCUUUUUCCAUACUAGAAAACAAAGUGUGAAUUUUGUUUGUGUGUAAUUGCGUGGGCUUUAGUAUUUGUUCAACUAAUGAAAAUCAGGGCAGAUACUCCUUCGUUAAUAAUAGUAA
This is a messenger RNA of Solanum lycopersicum (tomato), 1017 nucleotides long. RefSeq lists its product as uncharacterized. NCBI's taxonomy places the organism in Eukaryota, Viridiplantae, Streptophyta, Magnoliopsida, Solanales, Solanaceae. The record is from RefSeq and is a predicted model, not a curated record.